Pseudopodoces humilis (Tibetan ground-tit) is the source of this 4206-nucleotide messenger RNA. RefSeq names its product MIER family member 3 (gene MIER3). The record is from RefSeq and is a predicted model, not a curated record. Gene Ontology annotation, biological process: negative regulation of transcription by RNA polymerase II. NCBI's taxonomy places the organism in Eukaryota, Metazoa, Chordata, Aves, Passeriformes, Paridae. Gene Ontology annotation, molecular function: histone deacetylase binding; transcription corepressor activity. Gene Ontology annotation, cellular component: nucleoplasm.
GCCGCCAUUGGCUCACGGCGCCAUCCGGGCACUCGGCGCGGCGCCGCCGCUCGGCCCCAUCGUCCCAAUAUGGCGGAGGCUUCCUUUGGGAGUUCGAGCCCAGUUGGCUCUUUGUCAUCUGAGGAUCAUGACUUUGACCCAUCUGCUGAAAUGCUGGUACACGAUUAUGAUGAUGAACGAACUCUUGAAGAAGAGGAAAUGAUGGAAGAAAGCAAAAAUUUCAGCUCUGAAAUUGAGGAUUUAGAAAAGGAAGGAAACAUGCCGUUGGAAGAUUUACUAGCAUUCUAUGGCUAUGAACCCACAAUUCCAGUUAUGCCAGGUUCCAGUGCGAAUAGCUCACCGAGUGAACUUGCAGAUGAACUUCCAGAUAUGACUCUAGAUAAAGAGGAAAUCGCUAAAGACCUGUUGUCAGGUGAUGAUGAAGAAACACAGUCUUCUGCUGAUGACUUGACACCAUCAGUUACUUCUCAUGAAGCUACUGACUUCUUUCCUCGGCCACUAAGAUCAAAUACCACAUGUGACGGAGAUAAGGAAUCUGAUGGUGAAGAUGUAGAGACAGACAAUGGUAAUUCAUCUGAAGAUUUGAGAAAGGAAAUAAUGGUUGGUUCACAAUACCAGGCUGAAAUUCCAGCUUGCCUUGGCAGAUGCAGUGAUGAUGAAAAGCCUUAUGAAAAUGAAGACCAUUUACUUUGGAAACCUGAUGUGAUCUCAGAAAGUAAAGUUAAAGAAUACCUUUUUGAAACCUCCUUAAGAACAGGAAAUGAAAAAAUGAUUGGCAGAAUUCCUGAAGGACUACAUACACGGGACAAUGAGCAAGCGCUGUAUGAACUUCUUAAAAGUAGCCAUAAUGUUAAAGAAGCAAUUGAGAGAUACUGCUCAAAUGGAAAGGCAUCUCAGGAAGAGAUGACAGCAUGGACAGAAGAAGAAUGCAGAAGCUUUGAAAAUGCACUUCUGAUGUAUGGAAAAGACUUUCAUCUCAUACAGAAAAACAAGGUAAGAACCAGAACAGUUGCUGAGUGUGUGGCUUUCUACUACAUGUGGAAAAAGUCGGAACGUUAUGAUUACUUUGCUCAGCAAACAAGAUUUGGAAAGAAGAAAUAUAACCAUCAUCCAGGAGUUACAGACUACAUGGAUCGCUUAGUAGAUGAAGCAGAAUCCCUUGGAGGAGCAGUGCAUUCUUCAGCCUUAACAUCUAACAGUCGAACAGAAACCAUUCCUGAUCAACAACUAAGCAUUCUGAACUCUAUCACUGCCAAUGAGUUGACAGCACUGACAAACAGUGUAGCUACAGUCUGCCACAAUUCAGAUGUGAACUGCCUGGAUGACGCUUUUCCUCCUAUGGACAGCUUACCCCGAGCACCAGUUAAUCAUGUGCCUGUUGGAACAGAAGAAUUACUUAACUUGCCUAGCAAUGGUGAAAGUGAUUGUUUUAAUUUAUUUGAGACUGGCUUUUAUCAUUCAGAGCUAAACCAAAUGAACAUGUGCAGUGAGGAGGCAGAAAGACCUGCGAAGAGAUUGAAAAUGGGGAUUGCUGUCCCAGAAUCUUUCAUGAAUGAUGUUUCUGUAAAUAACCUUGGUGUGGACUUUGAGAACCACACACACCAUAUUACCAGUGCCAAAAUGGCUGUUUCAGUGGCUGACUUCAGCAGUCUAUCUUCAAAUGAGACAAAUGGUUUUAUCAAUACCCACACUCUCCACCAACAUGCUGCCCUUCAUUCAGAAUGACUGUGGAAAACUAAAGAAACAGUGGGUACUUUAUGCAGUAGUAGUAAACUUGAUGGGAGCUAUCAGGUUUGCUUAGUCUUUCACUGGAAGUUUGAACUUUAUGACAUCAGUGAUGUCUUUGUAUGUAUAGAACUAUAUCUUGAUUUAUCAAGAGUAAUUUCUUUUUUCAGUCCAUAAAUGUGGAAAUGUCAUAGGAUGUGUGGCAGAGUUUGGGACUAAGAGAACUCUGUGGUGCAGCUUUAAGCUCUGCUUCAUUUUUUUUUCCUAAAGCCUGUAGACAGAGGCCACCGUUUCAAAACCAGCACAGAAGUUCUGAACGGAUUGGAGUGGCUUUUUUAGUUUAAGUUACUUUUACCGUAAUGGAUGCAGUGGAAUAACAAUGUUUACAGGUACCAAUCCUGAUCCCUGCUCAAUGUAGCAUUCCCACCCUCCCCCCCCCCCUUAUAAAGGCAGGGAUGGGUUUCUUUAUUUUAAACUGCACAAACAUACAAGGAUGUUUUUUAAAUGGAACCUUCUCUCAUGUGAUACUAAACUAGAGCACUUCAGUUUACAAAACAGCAAAUUCAUGUUGGUGGAAGCUAGCACAAGGGACUUAAGAUGAGAAAAGUGAAGAUCUACACUUGAAUGCUGUUGCAAAAUUAAAGGUCAUGGCUACCUUACACAGAAGUAAUCAUGCUGCCAUAGACGUCUGUGUACUUCAAACUUAGCAGCUUAAACAGAUGAGUUUUAGGCUAUAUUGUGUUUGGAUAGGAUUUGUCCACAACUUUGAAGAGUAAUGCAAUCGUGUACCUUAACUUUCCUAAGGCAGCUGAUGUAUAAUACUACAGUCUGCACAGCUUAGGAUUUACCACUAAACAGUCUACAUUUGGAAGACAUCUUAAGUUGUUUGGAGCACUGCAGUUCUAAGUGUUACAGUUUUGAGGGACUAUCUAGUUUAUGUAGUAAUAGUAGAACCUUGAAGUACAUGCUUGAAAGUUUUAUUUAGCGUGGAUUGCAUUUAUUUGUUUUGGCAAGUCAUUGGCUUCAAAAUGGCACUUCACUUCCUUGGUCAAAAUUUAUGGGAUGAGUAAAAAUGCAUCCCAUAAAAGCAAGUAUUUAACUUCAUUACGUUUCUUUAUUUUGAACCUUGAGUGCAAUUUAGCCAUCCAGGAUGUUUGUGUUGCAAACAUUUGUUUCAAUUGCUGCAGGAACCAAGCAUAGUAUUGGCUUGUGACACAUCAUAGCAUGCAACUUGCAGGGUGUUCUAAUGAAAGCUUGAGCCCCACUUCAGUAGGAUUACCCCUGUCCCUCCAUACUUUUUCUUUGCACUGUUUGUAAUACAAAUUUAAUUGCCACUAAUUUGUUUUCAUUAUUCAAGCGAUUAAGUUUGCAUUGUUGAUAUUUUUAAUAGUUGCUUCAAGGUUGUGCUGAGUAAUUAGAAACUAGUGACUUUAAUAUUUGAAAGGGAAGAGGGUAUUUAUUAUGCAUACUGUGAACUGCAUUGACAUCCCGAGUUUCAGAUGCAGCAUAUGGAGUUUUCUUUACAGCAUUGUAAUGAAGAUUGCUUUGAAGUGUUUAUGCAAUAGCACAUUUAUCAUAUUAAAAACAAAUUAGUUUAGCACAGUGGACAAAAGUAGAUAUGAUUUUGUAAUCAGUUCUUAACUUAAACAUCUGAAAUAUUUAACUUUAGUAAGUACACAGUAAAUAACGGGUAGCCUUGGCCCUGUGUUGUACUCUUGACAUUCUUAGCCAAGUUCUCAGCUUCUUACUGCUGUGUUUUGUGCUGAACUUUGUACCUUGUUUCUUUUGUUUAUGAAUCAACCCAUUAUAAGGAAUUUUGUAGAAUUCUGGCCAUAAUCUUCCAUUGUUAUACAUUCAAGUUUAUGGGUUUACAGUGAGUGGCUGGUCUGUAGAAAAAUCAUACAAAGAUGACUGAAUGCUUAUACCAGUUGCACUUAAAUGAACAUGCCCAUUUUCAUUAGUUGAUGCAGUAAUAUACUCAGUUUAUCUAUGCAUUGCUGGGCUCUUAAUGUAGGCAGAGACUUGUCUAAGGUUUGGGUUGUCAGCAAGUUGAAUGGACACUUUAGUUAUUUAAUAAAGACUUUGACCAAAAUUCAGAAAAUGGUAUGAGAGAAAAAUGAUUUCCGGGUAGUCUAAUAUAAAUGCUGAUCUUACUUAGCCUGUUGGCUAGCUAGCUGGUAUCGUUUACUUUUAAUUCCUUGUUAAAAUGAGGCAAUAAUUUGCAAGAUUUCGUAAAUAUGUAAAUUCUUCAUAUCUUUUUAGAUAUCUCUUUCAAUAUUUUCUGACUACUUCUGUGUAUAGUAACAUUUUUGUGCAUGCUUGAUGUGACAUUCAUAAAUUUGUACCACUAUGACUUUAUCCAUGUAAAAUAGCUAUUUAUUGAACUUUACUUUUAAAAGCUGGACUUAAGUUUUUUGCUCUCAGUUUAAACAUUCAGAUGGAGAACUUGUUACUGUUUAUUAAAAGAAUUGUGUUUUUAAA